Molecule: messenger RNA, 341 nt
Organism: Ostrinia furnacalis (Asian corn borer)
Lineage: Eukaryota; Metazoa; Arthropoda; Insecta; Lepidoptera; Crambidae
Exons: 2
Coding region: 21-341 (106 amino acids)
Source: RefSeq, a predicted model, not a curated record
GGGUGAACUGUAAUAAGGCCAUGCCGUUCAUAUUGCAGCAAGCAAUCCGAAAGUUUCGCAGACAGCCGACAGAGGGCGCCCGGGCUAAUAGAAAUACGCUAUUACAGUUGCAGCGUGGAACUACAAACUUGGAGAGCAGCAGUUUCUUAAUGCAGUCUACAGCUAUUUUGCUAAGCGCGGAAACUCAGGACCGGGCUAAGUGCAGAAGAAGAAGCAGGAAGGGGGCUGUUGUCGUGUGGAAAAAUAAAAGCACAUGUCUGGUUCAGUCGGCUUGUCAUCGGAACCAAAUCAUCAUAGCAGUAAAAUUAAUUAAUUCUAAAAGGACAUUAUUGUUUUAUUGA